Acyrthosiphon pisum (pea aphid) is the source of this 2185-nucleotide messenger RNA. Its product is annotated as nascent polypeptide-associated complex subunit alpha, muscle-specific form. The transcript has 4 exons. NCBI's taxonomy places the organism in Eukaryota, Metazoa, Arthropoda, Insecta, Hemiptera, Aphididae. The annotation marks the transcript as partial. The record is from RefSeq and is a predicted model, not a curated record.
AUGAAUUUACCCAUUAUGAAACUUGAUGUCUUAGGUUUCUCGGCAGACCCACAAUCACCAAACGGGGGUUUCGGUGGUGAAUUGCAGCCACCAGACGGAGGUAUUGGUGGUGAUCCACAGCCACCAGUUGGAGGUUUUGGUUGCGAAGUACAGCCACCAGUUGAAGGUUUCGGUGGUGAUCCGCAGCCGCCAGUCGGAGGUUUUGGUGGCGAUCCACAGCCACCAGAUGGAGGUUUCGGUGUCGCUCCACAGACACCAGCACCGCCCGAUGGUGAUUUUGCUGGCAAUCCACAGCCACCGGUUGGAGGUUUUGGUGUUGAUCCGCAGCCACCAGUUGGAGGUUUCGGUGUUAAUCCGCAGCCUCCAGACGAAGAUUUCGGUGGUGAACUACAGCCACCAGCCGAAGUCAACGCUGAAACUCCCAUCGGUUGGCUGCAUAUCGUCACCAAAACUUCGUCAGGGGGCUGUGGAUCACCACCGAAACCUCCAUCGGGCGGAUGUGGAUCGCCAGCAAAAUCACCAUCGGGCGGCUGUGGAUCGCCACCGAAAUCUCCGACUGGUGGCUGUGGAUCGACACCAAAACCUCCGACUAGUGGCUGCGGAUCGACACCAAAACCUCCAACUGGUGGCUGUAGUUCACCACCGAUAUCUCCGACUGGUGGCUGUGGAGGGCCAUCAAAACCUCAAACUGCUGGUGGCUGUGGAGCGACACCGAAACCUCCAUCGGGCGGAUUUGGAUCGCCAGAAAAAUUACCAUCGGGCGGCUGUGGAUCACCACCGAAACCUCCGUCUGGUGGCUGUGGAUCGACACCAAAACCUCCGACUAGUGGCUGCGGAUCGACACCAAAACCUCCAACUGGUGGCUGUAGUUCACCACCGAUAUCUCCGACUGGUGGCUGUGGAGGGCCAUCAAAACCUCAAACUGCUGGUGGCUGUGGAGCGACACCGAAACCUCCAUCGGGCGGAUUUGGAUCGCCAGAAAAAUUACCAUCGGGCGGCUGUGGAUCACCACCGAAACCUCCGUCUGGUGGCUGUGGAUCGACACCAAAACCUCCGACUAGUGGCUGCGGAUCGACACCAAAACCUCCAACUGGUGGCUGUAGUUCACCACCGAUAUCUCCGACUGGUGGCUGUGGAGGGCCACCAAAACUUACAUCGGGGGGUUGUGGGUUGCUACCAAAAGUUACGUCUGGAGGCUGUGGAUCGCCACCAAAACCUUCAACUGGAGGAUGUGGAGCGCCACCAAAACUUACAUCUGGAGGCUGUGGAUCGCCACCAAAACUUUCAACUGGAGGAUGUGGAGCGCCACCAAAACUUACAUCUGGAAGCUGUGGAUCGCCACAAAAAGCUCCAACUGAUGGCUGUGGAUUGCCACAAAAACCUUCAACUGGUGGAUGUGGAGCGCCAUUAAAACUUACAUCUGGAGGCUGCGGAUCACCACCAAAACCUCCAACUGGCGGCUGUGGUUCGCAUCCAAAACCACCAACUGGCGGCUGUGGUUCGCAUCAAAAACCACCAUCGGGCGGCUGUGGAUCGCCACCGAAACCUCCAACUGGUGGCUGUGGAGCGACACCGAAACCUCCGGCUGGUGGCUGUGGAUUGUCAGCAAAAUCACAAUCGGGCGGCUGUGGAUCGCCACCGAAACCUCCGGCUGAUAGCUGUAGUUCACCACCGAAAUCUUCGUCUGGAGGCUGCGGAUCAACACCGAAACCCCCAACGGGUGGCUGUGGAUUGCCAGCAAAAUCACCAUCGGGCGGCUGUGGAUCGCCACUGAAAACUCCAACUGAUGGCUGUGGAGCGACACCGAAACCUCCAGCUGGUGGCUGCGGAUCACCACCGAAACUUCCAAGUGGUGGCUGUGGAUCGCCACCGAAACCUCCGACUAGUGGCUGUGGAGCGACACCGAAACCUUCGACUGGUGGGUGUAGUUCUCCACCAAAACCUCCGACUAGUUGCUGCGGAUCGGCACCGAAACCUCAAACUGCUGGUGUCUGUGGAGAGACACCGAAACCUCCAUCUGGUGGCUGUGGAUCGCCACCAAAACCUCGGACCGGCGGCUGCGGAUCACCACCGAAACCUUCAACUGGUGGCUGUACUUCGCAACCAAAACCUCCAACUAGUGGCUGUGGAUCACCACCAAUACCUCCGUCUGGUGGCUGCAAUUCACCUGCGAAACCCCCAUCUG